AUGGCCAGGGGAUUGAAUCGUUUGGCAAUUGUGUUGCUCUGUGUUCUAAUUUGUGAAUGCAGUUGGUUUGAGGAAGGAAGGUGUUCUACUGUGAGUUAUGAUCAUCGGGCUCUGGUUAUUGAUGGGAAGAGAAGGGUUUUGCUCUCUGGCUCCGUUCAUUAUCCUAGAACUACAUCUGAGAUGUGGCCAGAGAUUAUUAGACUGUCGAAGGAAGGAGGGUUGGACGUGAUUGAAACUUACGUGUUUUGGAACAAUCAUGAGCCUGAGAGAGGGCAGUACUACUUUGAAGGCAGAUUUGACUUGGUGAAGUUUGUCAAAACAGUUCAGGAAGCUGGUCUUCUUGUUCAUUUGCGGAUCGGUCCUUAUGCUUGUGCUGAAUGGAACUAUGGCGGAUUUCCAAUGUGGUUGCAUUUCCUUCCUGGGAUUCAGUUCCGUACCAAUAAUGCAAUAUUCAAGAAUGAGAUGAAGCGGUUCCUUGCAAAAGUUGUGAACCUGAUGAAGGAGGAGCGUCUCUUUGCAUCACAAGGCGGUCCGAUCAUUCUUGCCCAGGUUGAGAAUGAAUAUGGGAACGUGGAGUCAUCAUAUGGGCAACCUGGGGAGUUGUAUGUUCAAUGGGCUGCAAAAACUGCUGUCAGUUUGAACACCACUGUUCCUUGGGUGAUGUGCGCACAAGGCGAUGCUCCAGAUCCAAUAAUAAACACAUGCAAUGGGUUUUACUGUGAUCAGUUCACUCCAAAUUCUCCUUCCAAGCCUAAAAUGUGGACAGAGAACUAUAGUGGAUGGUUUCUUUCAUUUGGUUACCCCAUCCCAUACCGACCUGUCGAGGACUUGGCUUUCUCUGUUGCUCGGUUUUUCGAAUAUGGUGGCACAUUUCAAAACUAUUAUAUGUAUUUUGGUGGAACAAACUUUGGACGAACAGCUGGAGGCCCUCUGGUCGCAACAAGCUAUGACUAUGAUGCACCAAUUGAUGAAUAUGGUUUUAUUAGACAACCAAAGUGGGGCCAUCUCCGAGACCUGCACAAAGUGAUAAAGCUAUGUGAGGAAUAUCUCAUAAGCUCAGACCCAACACUUGAGAAACUAGGCCAAAACUUAGAGGCGCACGUUUACUACAAAUCUUCCAACAGUUGUGCAGCCUUUCUUGCCAAUUUCGACAGCAUUUCUGAUGCCAGAGUCACAUUCAAAGGGAAUGAGUAUUUCCUUCCUGCUUGGUCUGUGAGCAUACUUCCAGACUGUAAGAAUGUCGUAUUCAACACAGCAAAGGUUGUUUCACAAAGGCAUCCUGCUGAAAAUGCAUUCACUAGAUCAACUAGUACGCACGAGGUUUCACUCGCAACAUCAGAUUGGAGCUGGUACCAAGAAUAUGUUGGAAUCUGGGGGAACAAGUCAUUUACCAAGUCGGGACUAUUGGAGCAGAUCAAUACCACCAAAGACACCAGUGACUUUCUUUGGUACUCAACAAGUAUAUAUGUCAAUUCGACGGAAGAUAGGGAUGGCUUCUUGAAUGUCCAGAGCAUGGGACAUGUAGCACUGGUCUUUGUUAACAAGAAGCUCCUAGGUCUUGGAUAUGGUAACCAUGAUGAUGAAAAAUUCUCAAUUGCUCAGAGGAUCAGCCUUGAAGAGGGUAUAAAUACCCUGGAUAUUUUGAGUAUGAUGGUUGGUUUGCAGAACUAUGGACCGUGGUUCGAUGUUCAAGGAGCUGGGAUUGAUGAAGUUGUUCUCGCUGGCUUUAAGAAUGGCAACCGUGACAUUUCUUCUCAAAGAUGGACCUACCAGGUGGGGCUCAAAGGAGAACACCUUGGACUAGAUAAAAUCAGUUUGGCAAACAGUUCAUACUGGACUUAUGGAAGUUCUCCCCCUGUUGCUAAUAGUUUGAUAUGGUACAAGACCACAUUCCUUGCUCCACAAGGGAAGGGACCUUUAGCUCUAAACCUAUCCAGCAUGGGAAAAGGUCAGGCAUGGGUGAACGGGCAUGGCAUCGGUCGAUAUUGGCCAGCCUAUCUUUCCCCUCCCACUGGUUGCACCGAGAACUGCGAUUACAGAGGAAAUCAUGACUCAUCUACUUGUCAAAGGAAAUGUGGCCAACCUACUCAAACAUUGUACCAUGUGCCGAGAGCCUGGGUUCACAGCGGCGAAAACCUGCUCGUCUUGCACGAAGAGCUGGGAGGCGAUCCGUCGAAAAUCACGGUCCUGACACAAACCGGUGCAGAAGUUAUAUGUUCAGUGGUCUCAGAGGACGAUCCUCCACCAGUCGAUUCGUGGGAACCGAAUGCUAACGAGUUUGAAUCUCGUCAGAGCCAGCCCGAAGUACGCCUUGCCUGCAGCGACGAACGACGGCUCAUUUCGUCGAUAAACUUUGCCGGCUUCGGGAACCCUGGUGGGAACUGUGGCUCGUUUGUUCCCGGGGAUUGCCAUGCUGACAUGUCGAGCUUCGUACGUAAGGCUUGUGUUGGGAAGAAAGGAUGCUCGAUCCCGGUGAUGACAGAAUCAGAGGAGCUUGAUGAUGGUCUUUGUCACGGUCUCGUGAAACGGUUUGCAGUUGAAGCAGUUUGUACUUAA
Molecule: messenger RNA, 2556 nt
Organism: Linum trigynum
Lineage: Eukaryota; Viridiplantae; Streptophyta; Magnoliopsida; Malpighiales; Linaceae
Source: the annotation of a GenBank genome assembly